AAAAGGAAUGAUAUACUGCAGUCAUUUUCCGGCAUGGAGGCAGAGCACGGAGAAAGGAGAAGUAGAAAGAAGAAUUACAGUUACAGUACAACUGAUGGAAUUGAAGAUGAACAUCAGUUUGAGGAAGGAGAUGGUGAAGAAUCUGAAGACAGUUCAAGGCUUAAAAUGAAUCACGCAUACCAAAUAGUAGAUUCUGCAGGAGAGACUGAAGAUGGUGAAAUGUUGCAAAUGCAUGUGACGACAGAAUUGACCGAGUGUGACCCAGGGCUCAAGUCCAAAAUAGCUGGUGCUAUGAAAGACAUAAUGGUGAAAGAUGAUGGUCCACAAUUCUUCAAUAACGAAGAAGAGAAUGCAAUAUGGAGAUGUGAUAUGUGUGAUUAUGAAGCUUCUAAGAAAUCAGUUUUAAUUAAUCACAUCAGAAAAAGACAUGCUGCUGGUGCUGUAGCAUGUAAUUACUGUGAAAAAUAUUUUUUUGACGAAGAGUCAGCUAAACUUCAUGAAAGGACUCACUUAAAGUCAAAGGAGGAUGAGUCGGAGCCACCUAUGUACAUGUGUGAAUUCUGUGGGAAGUCAUUCCGUGGACGAAAGUCAUUAAAAGAACAUCAUUUAGCUAAUCAUAGUGAAGUGAAACCCUUUAAAUGUGAUCAGUGCGAUAAAAACUACGGUUCAUUAGCUAGCUUAGACAUCCAUAAAGCGACACACUCUACAGAGACUCCUUAUCUUUGUGAUUUGUGUGGCAAGAGUUUCAAGCACAUAAAUAACUUAAGAAGCCAUAAACGUUGUCAUAUGGAUGAUUCGUAUAAAAAUAGGCAACUGUGUACAAAGUGUGGGAAAGGGUUUAGAUCAAAGUUUCAUCUCAAUGAACAUAUGAAUGUGCACAACGGAGUCCGUCCGUACAGUUGUGAGAAAUGUGGUAAACGUUUUCAUAAGAAGAUACAGCUUCGGCAGCAUGGCUCGGCUCACUUAGGUGAACAACCGUUCUCGUGUCAUAUUUGUGGAGUGAAGUUCAAUCGCCGAGGUAAUAUGACCCAACACAUUAAAAGACAUGAACAUGAAAGGAAAUAUACUUGCAGGGUAUGCAAUGAGUCGUUUCCCACAUUGGGUGCUGUUCUUACUCAUCGAAAAUUGCAUACUGAUCUAGAAGUGGAGAAAAGUAUACAGAUGCAGGCCGGUGAUGAUCCAGAGCAGGCUGCCUUCAAAUGUGUUAUCUGUGGUAAACUUCUUGUCAAGAAGGAAUCACUCGCAACGCACAUGAGAUCACAUACAGGAGAAAAACUUUUUGAGUGUACAGUGUGUGGGAAAAAAUUGUCUAAUAAAGGUUCUUUAACAUACCACAUGCGGUCUUUCCACACUGGUGAGCGUCCUCACACGUGCCAGUUCUGUGGCGAAGGGUUCCUUUCAAAGGAGGCUCGCCUUGUCCAUGAACGAAUACAUACGGGAGAAAAACCUUAUAAAUGUUCAGUUUGUGGUAUGGCAUUCCGCUGCUCCAGCAACCUGUCACAGCAUAUAAAAGUCCAUUCAGAGGAACGGCCACACCCCUGUCAGCAUUGUGGAAAAGCAUUUCAGAGGAAAGGCGCACUAGAUGUGCAUAUGAGAACACACACAGGUGAACGACCUUUUACGUGUGAUAUAUGUGGUAGAGGCUUUACACAGAAAAAUGACAUGCUUAAACAUAGACGUAUUCAUACGCAGGAAAAGCCUUUCCGUUGUGAUCAGUGCGGUCAGCUUUUUAUGCAAAAACGGGACCUGACAAAACACUUGAGCCUUCACGCUCAUAAGCAAGAAGUUGUUGAGGAGGAAGAGACCCCUACACAAACAGUUGUAAUAACAACAGCUGAUAAUAAUGUGAUAACUUUUCCGGAAAUACCAGUGAAUGUACCUGUCAUGGAAAAUACUCAGGCAGUUAUCUUGCAUAGGUUUUAGGCUUAGUGAACUGCAUUUGGAUCUACAGUAUUUGAGUCUAGAUUUGUACAUGUGUGCAUUGGAGUCAGUGCGUAUUUUUUAAGGAGAAUGCUGAAUUUUCAGCAUCAUUAUUCAGUGGCCAUUAAAAUGUAUUUUAAAUA
Molecule: messenger RNA, 2063 nt
Organism: Schistocerca serialis cubense
Lineage: Eukaryota; Metazoa; Arthropoda; Insecta; Orthoptera; Acrididae
Product: zinc finger protein 615-like
Biological process (GO): regulation of transcription by RNA polymerase II
Cellular component (GO): nucleus
Molecular function (GO): zinc ion binding; RNA polymerase II transcription regulatory region sequence-specific DNA binding; DNA-binding transcription factor activity, RNA polymerase II-specific
Source: RefSeq, a predicted model, not a curated record